Penicillium lagena is the source of this 1104-nucleotide messenger RNA. RefSeq lists its product as uncharacterized. Bases 1 to 1104 code for a protein of 367 amino acids. The transcript has 3 exons. NCBI's taxonomy places the organism in Eukaryota, Fungi, Ascomycota, Eurotiomycetes, Eurotiales, Aspergillaceae. The record is from RefSeq and is a predicted model, not a curated record.
AUGCCUCCCAAGCGCAAGUCAUCGGACAAUGCGGACGCCCAGCCCAAACGGUCCAAGGUCGGAGGUGUGACUACGGAGAAGGAGUCCCGUUGGUCCAAAGUCUCGUGCUCUGGUAACAUCUACGAGGGUUACAAGAGAAGCACGAGCAAUGCUCCCGAUGCGUACGCGUGGGAAUGUCAGUGUAAAGCGCCAUUCGAAGAGCUUGACGAUAACGAGGAAGAGCCUGCAUCCGAUGAGGAAGAUGAGGAUGAAGUAGAAGACACUUGUGACGACGGCAAGACCUGUCUCUGCGGAAAAUCCGCCGCGGAACAUCCCGACCACCCCUGGGUCUUCACCUUUGCAGGACGGCACAAAUUCUUCUCGUCAAUGCUCCAACUGAGCCUCCGUAACCCGGACUGCUUUGACAUGUAUGUAUACAACGAUUCCUACGGCUGGGGUAUUAUGGAGGUCGUGGAGAAUGUGCUUGUGGAUUUCAAAGAAGCCGAGGGCAAUUGGAAAGAGCAGUGGGCUAUGUGCGAGGCCACUGCCAUGCUUUGGCUACGUCGUGAUCUGAUGCCGAUGUACAUGGUCCCCGAGGGCGACCACGUUAACCAGCUCUGUGGCCUGACUGGAAUCAUGUUCCUAUCCAUGCUGGCCACUUUGGACCGUAAUGGCCUCUUGAAGCAAGAUUCCGAGGUCAAGAAUCUCGGCACGGUCAUGGGACUGUACAUCCGACUUGGAUUUGACGAUAAUUGGCAUUUCGAGGAUCUCAACACUCGCGUGUUUGCCUAUGCGACCAAGAAAAACAUUAAACUUCGUGGUCUCUCGAAACUACAGAGCCGUGUUGAUGGUUUGCAGGCAGAGGCCGACAGGAUCUCGCUUCCUGCAUCUGGGGCCAAAAAAAAUGAUCCCUGGGGUUGGCAAAAGCUCUUGAAGAACUACGAGGAUUACAGCGAAGCCAUACCGUGGUACGCGAUCAAGCCGAACAAGAUGGGUGGUGAUGGCUGCGACAUCACGACCUGGCCUAGCGCGACGCGCAAGAAGCACUGUUUUGAUAAGAAAGAUCCUCUGAGUAAGAAAGAGAUGGAUGCAAUCAAGCAGGGCAUGAUCAUACAGAUGAUAUAA